CAACAUGCCUACCACCGAAGAAUUGAAGAAUGUUGCUUUCAACGCCGAGAAAGACCUCAACACCUACCAGGCCAAGCAGGGCCUCGGCAAGAAAAGUGACUCGACCCUCGAAUCCGGUGUCGAUGAGAUGGUCGACCAGCGAUUCCCUCAGUCCACGGGCGUCAAGUACGGUCCUGGGUCGACAGCCUCUGGCAGUGAUCACCGUGUAAUUCCCGAAGAUGAGGGUGGCACUCGUGAUGAUCGAGACAGACUCCCGAGGGCUACACACUUCCAGGGCGAAGGCGGUCCUGAAGAAAAGGCCGCGAUCGAAAGUCAACGCCGCCCUGGCGAUCAGGACACCCUGAACGUUCAAGAUAUGAUGCAGCAUGGAAUCACC
Penicillium bovifimosum is the source of this 376-nucleotide messenger RNA. RefSeq lists its product as uncharacterized. The annotation marks the transcript as partial. The record is from RefSeq and is a predicted model, not a curated record. Lineage: Eukaryota; Fungi; Ascomycota; Eurotiomycetes; Eurotiales; Aspergillaceae. The transcript has 3 exons.